AGGGGAAAGGAUCGAAAGACGCGGCGCUUUGUCACUCACUUCUCGUUCGAGAGAAUUGGCCGCCACGAUUGCCUCCAUUGGGCCUCCAUUUCCCAGUGGUGCCCAUCCACGUUGCAGGCGGUCUCACUCAGUCAUACGGCCGGUGAACAGGCACUCAAACGGUACCUGUAGUGUCACAUACCGUCGUCUGGAGUGCACCGCUCCGGUUUGCAAACAGGCAUGUCUUCAGACAACCUGGAAAGUCUGAGGCGAGGCUUACUUGACCUCAACGGGGCAAUUGAAGUCAGGCGUCAGGACAUAAACACCAAAGCGCUCGCCGAAGACGUCCUGGAGGCUAUCGGCUCGCUUGACAAACCGGACUUUGCCCUAGCGAGCGCUUACAUCUUCGACUCGGAGAAUGGUUUGUUGACCUACCUCCGAUCAUCUCGAGGCCGGAAGGAGCAUGAGGAUGCGCAGGCGGUGCUCCUCAAUGCGUUGGAGCGCUUCAUGUCGGCUUCGCCUGCUUCGUGCCGACCGUAUACAGCGGAGAUACAGACGGACUGCAUCAAUGCAUUCGAUUCCGCGAAAGCUGCUAGAACGAAGGAUGCCUCGUUGAUGCCACUGAAUGCGUUGAUCGUUCCGACGAUCGGAGCGGGGGAUGCAGAGAAGUUGCAGGUCAAACGGAUUAUUUCCUUCUUCUUCGAUGUAUAUGUCAGACAGCAGAGUAAGCUGGGUGCCUUAGUGAAAGGAUCUAUCCUGAAGCUCCUAGCCGCCGCAUGUCGCCACCACUGGAAUGUAGUGGAGGGAAAUCUUCCAAAACAGAUGGACAGAAUGCUUCAACAAGCCAUUUCAACCCUAUUUGGCAAAGACCCGAACCUGUCCUACGUAGAAAGCGCCCUCAGGGCACUCGACGAGUUCAUGUUUGUAUACACCGACGUUGACCUCACCGCCGUCUUCACAAUCAUCAAAAACAUCUUGGGCCUAUUGAGCUCAGCCGAUACCUUCUCCCGCUACGGCGUCUUCACUGCCACCAUGCAGAUAAUAAUAGAUCAUGCGACCUCUUUCAAAUCGUUGUUGUACAAUCGCGCUAUGGACGUGUGGAAUGAUCUGAGGGCUGCGUGUACGAACAGAAACUCGGAUGUGUCGAGGUUGGGGUACCGCGCAAUGGAUUCGUUUCUGGGUGCUGUUGCGUUGGUGCUGAGGGAAGAUGAGGGGGAUGAGGCUAAGCGGUUGUUUUGGUGGUUUAUGACUCGCUUCGGCGAGUUGAUCGGCCAGGAGCUGACAUACAAGGACACAUCAUUGGCUGUCCGUGCGUAUGGAUACUUUGCAGCACCUUGCCGACGUCACGGAACGGCUGAAGAUCUCAGAGGCAUCCUCGACACCCUGAUGAAGAAGAGUGCCGCGUUGCUUACCGCAAAUCCGACACAGAACCGAGACGAGAGUGUGCACGUCCCCUCGUUCCUAGAAGCGUACUCGUACAUGGCCGAGCAACAUGCGGAAGCGGACAAGAAAUUUUACCUCGCUAUCGCUGACUUGAGCAAGAGCAUGCUGUUGCGGUAUCCGUCCAUGAGUUCGGCGUAUCAAGGCCUUAGCGUGGCUGCACUGCGGAAAUUGUUGUUGAUCUUAAACAGGCAGGGUCCUGGGGGGCGGAAUGUGUGGUCGACGACAGCCUACGAUGCCCUCCUCCUAACUUGCUCAACCCCCAACUCCGACACCAACAUGGAGUCCACCCGCUUCGCUUUCGAUGACUACAUGAACUUCUGGAUCCACCUCUUCCGCAGCCCCAGUGCCGAAUCCCACAUCGACCCUGCCGAAAAACAAAACCUCAACCGCAUGCUCUACGACGAAACGGUCACCGCCAUGCUCCAAAUGGCCGAAAACCUUAACCUCAACAUUAUCGAACCCGAAUCCGAGCCCACGGACGCAUCUGAGUUGGCCGUGGUGGUGACGUACGCGAAUCCUGCGGAUAUAGCCAUUCUGAGCAACCUGACCCGUUUCGCCGACCGCUUCCUCACCGACGUCCAGUCCCGCAACUUUGCGGCAUGGCUAUAUGUCGUAGGCGACCGGUUGAUCGAGCUCUCCCUCCGGAACCCGAUGAUCACCAGCAUAUACAACCUCCUCAGCGUCGUGCUCAAAUUAGCCGCCUCGCUAGAUUUCUUCAAAGACGUGCUGAAACCCGAAACCCUUGGCGCGCGCGAAGGGAUGGACGAGGAAACGUUACCCACAGCAAACUCUAGCCAGAAAUCGGCGCACCUCCUCUUCAGCAGCUACAUCAAAACGGUCGCGGUCCGCUCAGAAGGGUUCAAAGACGACUUACUCGCGAGUUCCCUCCGCUUACUGCUUUCAUGUCCCACCGAUCUCGUCUCCGUGCGCGCGUUAACCGAACCCCUCCGCACUGCAUUUCGGUUAGGACUCUCCUACCAACCCCUCGCGGAGGCGGCGAUCACGGCGUUGGAGCGGUGGGUGAAUGAUAUACCUACCGCGGUGCUCAGGACGGCGUAUCCGAAGAUUUUGCCGGCGUUGGCGGAUUAUCUGCUUUUGGAUGUGGAGCAGACGGCGAGGUUGGAGAAGAAGAAGGUGAAGAUGAAUAGGGGGAUUUUCCAUAUGAAGGGGGUUGCGGCUAGUAGGAUGCGGAUUGCUGCGAUUAUGAGUGAGACGGAAGACGCUUCCGCCCAAUCCUGCGCCAUCCGCCUCCGCGUCAUAACCCUCCUCGGCAACAUCGGCACCUCCAACCGUCUCAUGCUCGCCGGGUUCCGCGAAAACCAGCAGAUCCUCGCCUGGGACACCGAAAAACGGCUGGCAUUCGAUGUCCCCUUUGCGGAAAUGAGCUGCAGGAUUUAUUUGGACGAUAUGUUGCCAAGAGUGAUUGAGUUGGCGGAGAAUUCGCCGGAUAGGAAGACGAAGGUGGCUGCGACGGAGCUGUUGCAUGCGUUGGUGUUGCUGAUGAUUGGACGGAGCGCGAAGCAGUUGAGUGGGACGGGGGAGACGGAGGUUAAGCAGAGCCCAUUCCACAAACUUUACAGCAAAGUCUUCCCCGCGCUCCUCCGACUAGCCAUCGACUUGGACACUGUAACGCGCGAGUUGUUCCGACCGCUGGUGUUUCAGAUCAUCCACUGGCUCACUCGGAACGCGCGGGCGGAAAACCCGGAGACUAUGGCGAUGUUGAAUGUUUGUUUGGAGGCUGUCAGCGGGACCAAUGGGGCUCUGCGGGAUUUUGCGGGUGAAUGUAUUCGCGAGUUUUUGAUCUGGUCUAUCAAGCAUACGCCACCAGCGUCCAGAGGCCAGGAUCUGGACGAAGACCAAGACCACGAAACCAAGACAGUAAAUACAAAGUCCCUCCUGAGGCGCCUAUUCCGCCUGCUCUCCCACAGCAGCUCGCAGAAAAGGCUGGGCGCGGCUAUCGCGUUCAACCGCAUCUACCGCGUCCUGCGAGAAGACGACGCCCUAAUGAGCGAAUUCCUCUUCCUGACCCUCUACAACCUCCUCGGCGCCCUCCGGCUCGCCGACCAAGACCCCCCCGCCUCCGGCGUCCAUCGCGAGAUCAAGAACGCCAUCGGACACUGCGUGAAGAUCCUCAAAGCCAAAAAGGACGUGUUCAAUCGCGUGUAUAAGAAACGGCGCGAGUUUCCGGGGCUCAGAAGGCAGGAUCUGGAUGGUCUGCUGGAUUGGAUCUUUUUGGAGAUUGGGAAGCCGGAGUUGGAUUAUGCGCAGAUGAUGAAGGGGUUGUUUAUGGAGAUUGUGCCGUUGGUGUCUAGUCCUAAGUCAUGGGUCGGGAAACGCAUCAAAGCGGAUUCGAACUACGUGCCCAACAUCCUCAACAACAACCUCCAGAAUGUACCGAGGGGAUUGAGAUUGUCUGAGCGUCGGGCCAAAAAAUGGGUCGGACGCCUGAUUAGUUCGCUCGAGGGCUACACGUUCUUGCUGGAUACUCGAAUCCUUGACGGGACUUCCAUUCUUAGCAACAACCGCGUCCUGCUGUCGGCAAUAACCUUCUUCGUGGAAAACUACGCCCUUCGAAGCGAGGAACCUGAUCUAGACCCUCAAGCUCGGCUACAAGCCGACGAGCUCCGUUCUUUCGCGACCGUUCGCGUGUUUGGCAUACUGGAGGCAUUGUUGCAGAGCGGCACCGAAAUCCCUGACAGCGUCGGCCUAUGGACCCCGCAUUUCUUCCGUCUCGUAGCUUUAGUGAUCUUCAAACCAGCCGCCGCGGGAUUUGCACCCGAAAGCGAGGACGUUAAGAGGAAUCUACCUUUGCGGAUGGUGUCUCUGCUUCGACUCAUUCCCACAUCGACGCUCCGCUUCGACUGCAUCAGAGAUGUGUACCUUGCGGACGACUGCGACAUUUCGAGUCUAGAUCUCACGGACGGCCGAAAUCGGCUCGCAAUCAGUCAGAGCGUUAUUGGGUUGCAGCAGAUUCAGAAAGCCGGGUUGUUUGCGAAGUUUAUGGAGAGUACUGAUGUCGAUGUUUACAACCAGCUGUUUGAUGCGACCAGGCAAAUGAGGAAGAAUACUAGUCCUGGAACCACUAUCAUUGUCGGCAAUAUGGUUGAGAUUUGUUUGGAGAGUGAGACACACCGGGAACGCUGUUUUCGAGAGCUGCUGGGUUUGGAAAGCAGAAGCAAGUACGAGAACGGCAUCGCGUUCUAUCAGCAAUACGGGAACCAUAUCAACCCGUGGAUCGCGCGAAAUCUUGGAGCUUCGAUCCCGACAUUGGAAAAAUACCUCCACCAUCCACUCGUCAGCGACAUACUGCGCUGGGUCUCCAACUACCUGUUGGUCAAUCGUAGCGCGAAGGAUACUUGUCACAAGAUCUUCAUCGACCAGCUCGUCGGGAACGAUGGUUUCGUACGGAAAAUGAGUGAAGUGUUUGACCCAAGUGAUCUGCUCCAAUUGUGGCAUAUGAUUGUUCGGCUGGAUCCUGGCAUCGUUGCGAGAACGCAAGGCACACGAUUUUGCAGGAUCUUCACACAAGUCUAUGUUUCAUUCCUCAACUCUUCGAACCCACGGCCUUUCUUGAAUGAUGCGUUUGCAUUGCUUUCGGUUUUCUUGACACCGGAGAAUGCUGAAGAGGUCGAGAACAGGCUAAGCAAAAUCGUAAACGACCAUUUCCCGCUUUCUCCGGGCGACAUGAAAGAGGGCUCGUCGCAACAAGUCGACUACGCGCAGAGCAUGGCCACAUUACUGGACGGUCUUGGAACCCUCAACACGAUUGUGAUCGCAAAAGUUUUGAUCAUGCAUAUUUGCAUACAUCCGAAUCACCCCUUUGCUGAGCAGUUAGGGGAGCGACUUGCGAAUGCCGGGCGCCGAUGCCCGCCGAAGGACGUCGGGAAUCUGCUUGCAUUGUUGUGGAGUUAUUUCGGUGAUGCCACUAUUCCCGCGGACUUCCGGAAGAACGUCGUGCGCUAUGCCUUACUACCGCUCUUGCGAGCCUCGUCCCCUGACUUCGUCGCGAAAACGUUCGAGCAAGAAAUUAACAAUAUCAUGACUAUCCUAAAACAGACAUUGUCUCCAAAGCCCUUGGAUCUACUGAUGAGCAAAACCGCGGGCUUCGAACUACUCACCACAUGCUACCAGCACAGCGACGUUAGCGCGCUGCACAGCGCCGAAGGCAUUGUCAUGCGUGCCUUCAUCAAAAAGUUCCCGGACACCCCGAAUGCCGAUAAACCCAACGCCCUGUCUGUUGCAAUCAUCCGGCAGGCCGAGGAUGCGCAGAAAGAGCGCAUUCCGGACAUUCCCAAUGCGCGCCAGUUGGGUCUAGAAUUCCAUCAGGCGGCUUUCAACGCCUGCUGCGCGGUCUUUGCUGCAACGCAAACGAAAAACCUCGAGUUCUUUUUGGUGAAGAAGAUCUUUCAGCGGGAUGCACCUCAUUGGAGCAACAUCGUGGACAUGGAGGAGAAUGUUGAAGACGUGCUUCAGUUUGAGAUCCAAAACGACGCAAACGCAGCGGAGCAAUCUACUGGCAGAUAUGUAUCAACGCAGUUCCUUGCAGAGAGCAGUUUGAGUCAGACCACGAGCUUGAGCAUACCAGACGGAGCCUUCACUCAGGAAGCACAAGAGAAUGGGUUGGAGAACAGAGCUCUCAACCACGCUGCAAGGGCAGAUCGUGCACGAUACAUAUACGGUCAUAACCCAUGUACGGGAACAGUUGUGGAACUGAUCUCGAAGGUGUCAGGCACGGUACAAGAUGGUGCGAGUAUGCCAGGUUGGAUGACCGAGCUAUUGGAGAGAAUGCAAAUGAAGGGCACACCGCUAAACCUUCGGGUGUACAUUGCGGCGAUCGUUUUGAACCGAAAGGAGCUGUUCAGUGCUUAUGCGGAGCAGUGGUGGAGGCCGGUCGCCGAAGUGAUCCAGGAUUAUCCAUACUCCAACGGCAUUGGCCCCAUGAUCCAGAGUCUUUGCAACGAGCUUCUUCUUUGGGGCGGGCACCUGAGGCAUGGCAAGACCACGACGGCGCACUUUUCCCCGCCAGACAAGUCGCAGUCUCGUGCAGUCAUCUACGGCAUGAUGCGAGCAUUGGUUGGGGGUGCAAUCAGGCCAAAGUCGAUGGCCGAAGUGAAGCGCAAUAUGAGUAUCAUAUCAGCAUUCGUUGAGAUGUGGAAGCAUCUGAUGACCCCUACAACGGAGGAGAUACUAAACUGCAUAAGUGACGGCGAAAAGAAGAUCAAUGAGAAAGACAAGAAGGAACUCCUCGCUGGCAUUCUGCUGACUUCCGUCUUCAUUCUGAACGAUAUCAAUCCAUUCGAUGUUGGAGGAUUAGGCAAUCGGAGUAUGUCAGAGAUGCAAUUCUGGAAGAUCUUCUUGUCGCUGCUCGACCACAAGCGGCGCGACGUAUAUGCCUCUGCCGCGGAGGUCUUUGGACGAUGGUUGGCUCUCGUUCAAAAGCAAAACCUGGAUCUGUAUGAACUGCUUCAGACGGAAUUGCAGCAGCGGAUAUCCUCCCUGAACGGGAUCAAAGGAACCGCCGUCGAUCAAGAUCGCUUCAUUCAGACUUUAGCCAGCCUGAGCACCGGUUACCCAGAGAUUGUCAAAGGAUCUUCCAGGGACCUGCUGUACAUCUUUCCUCGCCUGAGUGGAAAGCUGCGCGCCCGAUGCCUAUAUGCAAUCUCAUCAUGUGGUCCGCAAAUCGAGAACAUCUUUGAAGACCUUCGCGCAAAGAAUCUCAAAGACCUGAUCGCGCAAAGGGACGAGGAGACUCAACGGCUCAUUUUGGUCAUUUUGUACAACCUUGUGCCUUCCUUGACGGUGGAUCAGAUAUCCUACUUCCUUCCGACCAUGCUGAGGACCUUCAACAGUAGCUCCUCCGAGCUAUGCAGAACGGCGUAUUUUAGUCUGUUGGUGCGCAUCUACGAUCGGUUGGAAGAUAACGACAACCUGAGGAACAAAGUCAGACUGGCCAUCCUCGAAGGCUUGGUUGACCCCCUCGAGGAGAUCCGAAGCGGCGUCGGCACUUUUUUGAAUCAAGAUGGGCAAUUAGGAAACAAAGACAUAUAUCAGCGCACGCAAUUGCUACUGGGAAUGUACGACCCUCAAAUCGAGAGUUCGUUCUUGCAUUUUGUCACUUCAUUCCUGUUGGACGCAACCAAGGAAACUCCGCAGUAUACUGCAAAGCUGUUCGACAGCGGGCUACCGGAUGCGAAGUUUGUGGAUGCUCACAUCGACGUCUCUUGGACCCCCGCCGGCUCAAUGCAGCCAAUCUUCGCUGCUACACAAAACGGCAAUGCUUCGCUCGCCACUGGCACUCCCGCAUCUCAGUUUGUUCGUGCCACUCAACAGGCGCAGUGGACAUUGACCCAGGACAUGAACCCAACCCAAGCCCGAGAUGCAUUCUCAGUCGUCGAGUCUGAGGUUUCGCUCGCGCUGGGGAGUCUUCAGGACACGUCCUCAGGGGCGUCUCUAGGAGGUCGUUCCCGAAGGACGGAGGUUGACGUCCGUCGACAUUACGCUAACCAGUCGGAACGACAGAGGCGAAUCAAGCUCCAAACUCAAAUGUUGCAGAAAGCGGCGCGAGCAAAGACCGUUACGCUUUCCCGAAAGUAUCGAAUCGGAGAGCUUCCUGACAUCGAGAUCGGACACAAAGAAGUCCUCGCCCCUCUUCAACAUUUGGUCACUAGGGAUGCCGAAGUCGCGCAACAUGCGUUCAGCGCGCUUCUCACGGCCAUAGUUGAUAAUGUUGGCGUAGGGCAUGGAAAGAGGCAGCGAGAGAGCGAUUCCUUCCGCACUGCCAUCGAGGAGGGAUUGUCACGCAUCAUCUCAACUUCGACAAACUUUCACCCUCCAAUGCUUGCUGCGGCAUUGAGGUCAAUGUAUUCAAUGUCUUCAACGAAUUUCGAUCCCGUGGCCUUGUCGCGUGCUAGCGAACAGAGUUCCAAUACGCAACUGGGCGUUUCCCUACUGGAGCAAGCACUUCUGGCUGGGAAAGCCCCUGCGACGAAACGGCGGCGCACUGAUGACGAUGUGGGUCCGGGCAUCAACAAGCAGCUCUGGCUCCGGCUGGCGUUCCUGUACAAGUCGAUUGCAUACUUCAAUGUGUAUCGAAGCAUUGUGGAGCAUCGAAUCUCGACUUCGCCGUUUGUGAAGGAAGCGAUCGCGGCCGAAACCAUGAAACAGUACGACAACGCUCUCCAGAAGUACAAAGAAUCACUGAGUGGAGAGCGUCAGGACCGAGUUGACCAGUACGAGCGGGACAUUUGCCACCGCGGCCACGGGGAAUGCUUGGAAAAUCUCGGCCUAUGGGAGGCUCUUGCGGAGCAUGUGAUGGAACAUGUUGAUAAUCAGACUCAGAACCUGUGGAAGUCGGAGAAUGUCGACCCGUACCUGGAGCAGUUUUUCAAAGCUUAUCUGCGCUUGCGAGAUGGAAUAGUUGACGAAUCUGGGAUCUUUAUUCCAUGGGAAGGAACGAGCCCGUUGAUGUCCUUGGUAAAUGUCGGAUUGAACGAUGCAACCAAAAAAGAGCUACUCGAGAACAAGUUUCCGGAAGAACUGUGUCUGUUGAUGCUCUCCUCUGGUGACCUGCAACGGGCUCGUCACUACAGUCAGCGCGCAAUCGACGGCAUCCUGGCCUCCUUCACAAGCCUACACCCGCUCGCAUCCGAAGCUCGCCAGAUGCGGCUCUCAUCCCUGCAGAUCAUCGUGGAAGUUAAAGCGUUUGUGGAUUUGUUGGAGUCUCGCGGAAACACUGACUUCGGCGUGAAGGUCGGGAAGUUCUUGGCGUCAUGGGACUCCCGCAGUCUCUCGCCCUUGCAGGAUCCCAUGCCGUUGUGGCUUGAUGUGGUGCUGUCGCGAGAGCAGAUACUCGAGCAGUUCGGCAGGCUGGACCUCAUGGAUGUUGAUCAAGCGGCUCUCCAACCCGUUCUCACUAAAUUGCAUAAGGGGAUCAGGAAAGCGGCUACCAAGCAACACAACUUCGUGGUUGCGGAGCGGUAUACAACCGCGUCUGAGGACUUUGAUCCGGAGGUAUCCCUUGCGACCUUGAAGCUGGCGUACAAGCGUUUGAUAUACUUGGACGAUGUGGCGAAAGCGGAGCUUGCAUCUCGCACAGUCGCGAGCUUCUCGUAUUACUCGGCUAGGAUCGCAUCCCUCGACACGACAUUGCGAGCCAAAUACAUGUUCCUGCAAGGCCGUCUGUUCGACGAAAUCUUUAAGGGAUUGAUCGCGAGUGAAGACUUCAGUUCGACCCUGCAAGGCAACAAAUACAUGCGCAAAGCUCUCAAAUCUGCAGGAGGUGGUCGCUCGCCCAACGCAUCUGGAUUACUCGCUUUCGCCAUCGAAGAAUCACUGAAGUAUUUGACCGAAGGUGUGACACUUGCACCGAGCAAUAAGCGGCGGAUGUAUCUCGCUACGCACUGCGAUUCCAUGGUUCGAUUGAAGGAGGAUUCUCCGGAUUCGCCGUGCGAUUUCGAUCUAGCCCGAUACGCUGUCAUAGCCACCGAACACACACUCGCAGCGAUGCAAGACGUUUACGCGCCCGCCAUCGAGAUUUUCCCCCGCCUCUUGCAGCUCCUCCACACCUACGACGGCGUCGGAAAUACCUUCCUCCAGCUAGCAACAAACGCACCCGCCUGGACAUUCCUCCGCUGGCUUCCCCAGAUAACAGCUCUCCUCGACAAACCCGCCGCCACCGCCCUAUUCCCGCUCAUGCACAAGAUCGCCGCCGAAUAUCCCACCGCGGUCUAUUUCCCGCUCUCCAUCUCUAGCGAGCAGUAUGUCCUCGACGACCCCAACCGGUCCAACAACGGGAAAGAGGUCGCGGCGUUGAAGGAGGUUAUCCAUUCGCCGCUGCUGGACAAGUUGAAGAUGGAGUUGAGGAGACUGACGGAGCCGGUGCACACGUUCAAGGAUUGGAUUCAGGAGACGCAGCCGUUGCUUAUGACCAACCCGAAGGACUCGAAAGCGAUUUUGGAGCUGUUUGAGGACAUGAAGGCGUAUUGUUUGAACACGGACCCGCACGUGGCUGGAUCGAUUGGGAUGGCGUUCGCGACGAAGUACUCGGCAAAGAUCUUCCAGUUUUGCGGCAAGGACGGCAGAAAGCUUUUGACGCUGUCCAGCAAGGAUUGGCGAGAAUUCAAUGACUACUGUAGGAAUAAUAUCUUCAAAGAAUCGUUGCCCACGGGCAUGAUGCCGUUGAAGAACUAUUCGCCGUGGCUUGCAGCGUUCAAUGCCAAGGAUUUCGAAGAGGAUCUCGAGAUUCCCGGCCAAUACACAGAGUCGAAGAAACCUAUUCCCGAAAACCUCGUCACGAUCUCCAGUUUCCAAUCGGAGGUUUUGGUUAUGGCAUCCAUCAGACGGCCGAAACGUUUGACUAUAGUGGGAUCCGAUGAGAAGAACCAGCAUUGGCUGAUUAAGGGAGGCGAAGAUCUCCGACUCGAUCAGCGUGUGCAGGAAAUGUUCUCCGUCAUGAACAACAUCAUGGCGAACGAUUCUGGGUGCCAAGAUUUGCAGCUCCGCACUUACAAAGUGGUCCCAAUGUCAAGAAACCUCGGCAUCCUCGAAUGGGUCGACAACACCAAACCCCUCCUGGAAGUGAUGCGCUCCGUCCCCGGCUUCAAAGAAGCGUUUGCCAACGCGCUCAAAAAGCAUGACGAGUUCGUUCAAGCGCAUGGGGGGAACAAGAAGAGUCUCCCUGAACAACACUGCAACAUGUUUAAAACCGCCUCCGCGCGGAAAACCGAAGAGCACCUCGACAGCGUGACCCCGCGCGAACCGUACCUGAAGAGGUGGAUGCAGAAAUUGGCGGCGAGCCCGGAGGCGUUUUUGACGAUCCGGGGGACGUUUGCGAGGAGUUUGGCGACGUUGAAUAUUUGUUCUUACUUGCUUGGGAUUGGAGAUCGGCAUGGAGAGAAUUUCUUGAUUGAUAUGAGCAGCGGUCAGAUCAUAGGCAUCGAUUUCGGUCACGCUUUCGGCUCAGCAACCGAAGUCCUUCCCAUCCCCGAACUCGUCCCCUUCCGCCUCACAAAGCAGAUGGCGCUCGUGCUCGAACCGCUCGGCGUGCCCGUGUUGUUGCAGGACACGAUGAUCAACGUCAUGUCUGCAAUGCGCUCCAAAAAAGAAGUCCUGUUGAAUGUGCUCAACAUCUUCAUCAAGGAGCCGUUGAUGGAGUGGAGGACGUUUGCGCUUAAGCAGGCUGCGAGACAAGGUAAAGGAACGUCGCUGUCGACGACACCCGCGGAGGGCAGCAGCAGCUUGAACGCCCCGGAAUGGUAUCCGCAGCAGAAGCUGGAUAUCGCGCGACGUAAAUUGAACGGGGAACAUCCAAGUCACCUAACCGCGCUAGAACUGCAAUACGGCCAUUCCAAAGAACCGUGGUUCUCCGCCGCCCGCGACAUUGUCCUGGGCAAAGACGCGACGCACGGCAAGCGGUACGCGGUGGGACCCGUGUGCAAGGAUGUGCGCGAGCAGGUGGAGUGUACCGUUGAGCAGGCGAUGGAUGCGAAUGUGUUGGGGAGGGCUUAUAGGGGAUGGGCUGCUUGGGCUUGAGGGGCGGGCAGGGUGUAUACCGCCGG
Molecule: messenger RNA, 11978 nt
Organism: Fimicolochytrium jonesii
Lineage: Eukaryota; Fungi; Chytridiomycota; Chytridiomycetes; Spizellomycetales; Powellomycetaceae
Exons: 46
Coding region: 220-11952 (3910 amino acids)
Biological process (GO): telomere maintenance; double-strand break repair via nonhomologous end joining
Cellular component (GO): nucleus
Molecular function (GO): protein binding; DNA-dependent protein kinase activity
Source: RefSeq, a predicted model, not a curated record